AUGAGUAAAAAUGGCUUUAACGGGCCACUCAGGGCCAGGGAGGCACCGAGAUUAUCGGAAUACAACUUCAGUGCCGAUGUUGCCGACAUCGUAUCCGCCAUCGAACGUAUCAAAAAUACCAAAUGGCCUCGACCAUUGCAGUCCGAUCGUGCCCAAAAAGAUCACAACCUGAUGUGUAAGUAUCAUGGCACUCAUGGCCACAGGACCAAAGAUUGCCGACAACUAAGAGAAGAAGUAGCUCGGUUAUUCAAUAACGGACACCUCCGAGAAUUUCUGAGUGAUCAAGCCAAAAAUCAUUUCGGGAAUAGGGACUCCAACAAGCAGACUGAGCAAGAGGAGCCUCAACACGUCAUUGACAUGAUUAUUGGAGGAGUCGACGUACCCCAGGGGCCAAUGAUGAAGCGCACUAAAGUGUCCAUUAUGAGGAAAAACCGGACUCGAGAUUAUAUACCAGAGGGGAUCGUAUCUUUCAACGAUGAAGACGCUGAAGGCAUUAUGCAACCACAUAAUGACGCACUGCUCGGCCAAUAUCAACAGAUUGAGGGUCGUGGAACAUCUGGGUCUACAAGAACAAAUAGUGCAUACGGUCCAGGUUUAAAAAUAUUCAACAUGGCAUGCCAGACUACUAAAGAGGAGAUAACCCUGCCGGUGAACACCGCCAGGACCAUUCAGGAAUCGAAGUUCUAUGUGAUGGAAGGGGAUAUGAGAUAUAAUGCUCUAUUCGGAAGGCCGUGGAUUCACAACAUAAGGACAAUGCCCUGA
Molecule: messenger RNA, 762 nt
Organism: Nicotiana attenuata
Lineage: Eukaryota; Viridiplantae; Streptophyta; Magnoliopsida; Solanales; Solanaceae
Exons: 2
Coding region: 1-762 (253 amino acids)
Source: RefSeq, a predicted model, not a curated record